Beauveria bassiana ARSEF 2860 is the source of this 1791-nucleotide messenger RNA. RefSeq lists its product as uncharacterized. Bases 1 to 1791 code for a protein of 596 amino acids. The transcript is spliced from 2 exons. The record is from RefSeq and is a predicted model, not a curated record. Lineage: Eukaryota; Fungi; Ascomycota; Sordariomycetes; Hypocreales; Cordycipitaceae.
AUGUUUCCAUUCAACGGCCACGAGGAGAGUGGCCCUCAACCUCUGACAGAUGAAGACCACCAGCUUUUGAGCUCGCUGGUGCAAAAGUAUGGACACUCUAGCAUCAUAUAUGCCUUGACCGGCUAUGGAGAGUCUUCCCGUGCCUCCAUUUUCUCUGCCAAUACACUGAUGAGCAGCGCUGCCGCAAGCAUGAGCGCGCCCUCGCUGGCAUGGACGAGUUCUGAAGCGUCUCAAUGCCGGUCCGACGGAGCCUCCAUUCACACACAGCACACAUGGCCCGAAGUCGUUGCCGAGAUGCCUCCCAUGCACGACGCGGAAGCCGGAAAACUCGCGGAGCGCUCAUGGCUCGAUUCCCCUGCUCCCGUGCCGUCGCCCAUGACUGCCGAGGGAGCCUCUCACCCGUCACCACGACUAAUCGCCCCAACUGGCAAAAAGUACCAGUGCCCCAUGUGCUACCUAGACAGCAGCCCUGUUGGCUUUGGACGCAAGAGCGACUUCAAGAAGCAUCUCCACAACUUUCAUGGAUCGGAUGUCGUCUGGAUCUGCCACACCAAGGGCUGCCAUAUGUCCUUCUCUACUGAGCGCGCCUACAGCACGCACGCCAAGGAAGCCCAUCGCAUGAAGGCCUUGCCAAACAGCACUGCUCGCACCGACCUGUGCCCCCAGGUUGUCUUUCCCUGCGGGUUUGCGACUUGUCGCGAUCGUCUCUUCGAGGCUGCCACGCCCGAAGAUGCUUCGGCCACGCGCGACAAGCACUUUGAACACAUUGCCAAGCACUUUGAAGACGACUUUGACGUGAGUGACUGGGAGUAUAAGGUGCAGAUUCAGAAUCUGCUGAGACAACAACAAGUCAAGUCGGUGUGGAAAACGUGCAUCUGGCCCAAGGAGAAGCGUCAGCAGCUGCAAUGGCGUUCACGAUCGUCAGGAGAGCUCAAACGCAUGUUGGAAUCUCGCCAUCUAGGAUCUGAUGUCUCUCAGAUUGUUCGCCUCGCAUUUAUCCUGGGCAAUGCGCCCUUCUCGACUUCCGGUGCGGCCCCUCCCGGCGAGCUCGAGUCGUACUUUCAGCUUCCCUACCGAAACCAGUGCCCCGACGAUGCGCCUACGCAAUCUGUUUCUCCGCCCGAUGUCAAAGGCGAGGAGGACAGCUCGUCCACAUUUAGCUUUUCCAAGUACCGAUCUAGCACACAGACGGUAUUUAGACUGUCGGGGCGCAAUUCAAAGAGAGCGUCUCGACCACCGACACCGACACCCGUGACGGACAUGGCCACGGACACAGUCAUGGCAGAGGAUGGUGGUGCGGCCGGUCCGCACCCUGGCACGCCAUUCCAGAUUCCAAACGAGACGGUGUGGCCCGUGGACGCGCCCAAAUUUGCGCCGGAGCAGCCGGUGAUGCACAAGCCGAUGGAGCAGCCGAUGGAGAGCCCGAUGAUUUAUCCGCUGCAGGGCCAGGACCAGUCGUACGCGACGUGGACGGGCAUGGAUACGAGCAUGACGCACAUGGACGCGAUGCACCACCAGAUGGACGGGAUGCCCAUGCACUACCACGCGCACGCGCAGCAUCCGAACCAGCACGUGCAGCUGGGCAGCAACGGCGGCGGGCUGUACAACAACAGCAACCACUAUGCCAUGAGCGCGAGCCCGACGUCGACAGUGAUUCGGCCCGGAACGCCGACGCCUCACAAGCGACCUGGGUCGUGGAGCCGCGUGAUGAGCAUGGAGAGCCUGCGGCCGAGCAAGAAAAUGCCGCCGCAGGACAUGGGCGGCAUGAUGUCGACGCCGAUGGGAAUGUAA